This is a messenger RNA of Strongylocentrotus purpuratus (purple sea urchin), 693 nucleotides long. Its product is annotated as tryptophan 2,3-dioxygenase-like. NCBI's taxonomy places the organism in Eukaryota, Metazoa, Echinodermata, Echinoidea, Camarodonta, Strongylocentrotidae. Bases 1 to 693 code for a protein of 230 amino acids. The transcript has 7 exons. The record is from RefSeq and is a predicted model, not a curated record. Gene Ontology annotation, molecular function: metal ion binding; heme binding; L-tryptophan 2,3-dioxygenase activity.
AUGGCGUACGAGAGAAAAGGCAGACAUCCAGUUAAUGAUGGCGUCAAGAAGUACUUGAACAUUGCAGUCGGUAUGACAAAUACAACGACUGAUAUUGACAAACUUUGGGACAGCAGAUCGAAUUCUCUUCAAAGGAUGGCCGCCAAUAAUGGAUCAGAAGAAAAAGAGGCAACCCUGACGUAUGAGAACUACUUGAACAUUGAGAAACUGCUCUCUUGUUUGCAACUUCGAUGUCCGAAAUUCGGCAAAUAUGUGCAUGAUGAGCAUCUGUUCAUUACCAUGCAUCAAGCCUACGAAUUGUGGUUCAAGCAGACAAUCCAUGAGGUUGAUUCCAUACGUGAAAUUCUGAAUGAAAGGCCGUUUGAUGAGAAGAAGAUGCUUAUGGUGAACAACCGAAUGGAUCGGAUUAUCCUAAUCCUGAAGCUUAUGCUGGAUCAACUGACCAUCUUGGAAACAAUGUCACCCCUCUCUUUCUUCAACUUCCGGGAUUAUCUGGCACCGGCAUCUGGUUUCCAAAGUGCUCAAUUUCGAGUAUUCGAGAACAAAAUGGGUAUCAAACCGGAUAACCGUAUCCAGUACAUGAAGCAAGAUUAUGCGGCGCAGUGUAAUCCAAUCAAACACGGUGACAUUCAAAAAGCAGUCGAAGAGGACACUCUCUUCCAACUCGUAGAGGUAUGGGGCGCCAUCUUCUAA